AUGAAAGCAGUCCCCAAGCAGAAGAUCCGAGAUCAAGGCAUGCUAGCAUACCUCAUGCGCGAAAUCCGGACACAGAUGCAACUCACCCACCCGUGCAUUGUGCAGUUACACUACUACUUCGAAGAUGAGCACCACGUUCUUCUUUUGCUGGAGUAUGCCAACGGUGGCUCCCUGUUCUCUCUUCUAAGGCAACAUGGCCAGCUACCUGAAGCCGAAGCGGCGAGGUACUACGUCGAUGUCGCGCUUGCUCUCAUGCACUUGCACAAGCAUGGGAUUGUGCACAGGGACUUAAAGCCCGAGAACAUACUCAUGUGUGGCGACCCUCCGACAAAGGCCAAGCUUGCAGACUUUGGUUGGUGUGCAGAGCUCGAGAAAGGCGGUGCGCCGCGGAAUACGUUUUGCGGGACAUGGGACUACCUCUCCCCCGAGAUGGUGGAGAACCAGCCUCACAACAACAAAGUCGACAUCUGGGCCACAGGCAUUCUCCUCUUCGAGAUGCUGACCGGCAGAGCUCCGUUUUCCGCACCAAGCCCAGCGAAGGCCACAGAUCGCAUUCGCAAGGUGGAUCUGCAGGUGCCUGGCUACGUGCCACCACUGGCCGCUGACUUGAUGCAAAAGCUCUUGGUUCGUGAGCCUGCGAUGCGACCUGGCCUGGUCUCGCGAAUCGGGCUCUCGGACCGGGGCUGGGCUUUCAACGACGCUCUGAAGCACAACUGGAUUGCCCUCCAAGUGCCUGGUACAUCCUUGGAGCUGACCAAGUCCACCGCCGAUGUUGGCGUUGCAAAGCAGCUGGAGCUUGCUGCAAGGCCGCCGACUCCAAACAAGGUUGUGCAGCCGCUAGCCCCACUUGCUGCGACAAAGGAGGUCACAGUCGACAGGGGGCCUGGGCCGAGCUCUGCUUACGCGGAGGCACCGCCAGAGAGCAGCCCGAACACGGCAUCGCCAGCGUCGACUCUCUCAGUGGCACCCGCUGGAGUUCGGCAUCGAGGCUAUUCCGAUGGGGACGGCAGCAGCCAUUCCGUGUCCUCUGCCUCCACAGUUCAGGCACGUUUAGGGUUUAGGGUUUUGCAGAAGUGUGCCGACAUCGCCUUCAUAUAUAUGUAUGUUCGGGCGCUGCAAUGUCUUUGGCUUGAGGACGGCUACGAAUAA
Messenger RNA from Symbiodinium necroappetens, 1149 nucleotides. Lineage: Eukaryota; Dinophyceae; Suessiales; Symbiodiniaceae. The record is from the annotation of a GenBank genome assembly.